This is a messenger RNA of Naegleria gruberi, 4135 nucleotides long. RefSeq lists its product as uncharacterized. The transcript has a single exon. Lineage: Eukaryota; Heterolobosea; Eutetramitea; Acrasida; Naegleriidae. The coding region runs from base 1 to 4116 and encodes 1371 amino acids. The record is from RefSeq and is a predicted model, not a curated record.
AUGGAUGUUUCAUCAUCUUCUUCUUCAUCAUCAUUGAAGAGUAAUCAUCGUGCUCUUCUUUUAGUGGUAUUAUUUAUAUUACUAUUCAUCAUUUGCAAUUCAGGUACUACUCUUGCACAAUUAGAUGUUUGUUCAGUGGCCACAACUUCCAUCAUUCCCUUCUAUAAUGUAAACAUAUCAACAAAUGUGUACAAUGAUUUCUAUCUCUUUGGUAACAUGUGUCCGUUUGGUUAUGUUAGAAUGACAGAUUCGAUUAGUGGAGCUUUCUCUUGUAAGCCAUUGGACGAAUUCUUGUUAGAAACUGUUGAUACGAAGAGUUGUGUAAUUCCUUAUGGUGAUCCUUUCUAUGAUCCAUCCCAACCAUGGGCUGAUGAAACAAAUUGUGUACUGCCUUACUUGGCUUGCUCUCCAACUACUCUCAAGUGUACCUAUGUUCAAACAAGAAUGAUUAAUGACACUUGUACUGAUCGUAUGAAUUGUUAUGGACAUGUCACUAAUCCUUUUGUGAAUUGUCAUGCUGGAAAGUGUAGCUAUUUACAGGAAAAUCCUGUUCUUCCUGAAGGAAGCACUUGUCCAUUCGCUCCAGAUUCAGAUUUUGAAAGUUUACUUGAUAAGGCAUUGGUUAAUUAUACUACCAAUAGUUAUGAUAAUUGUGAUAGUUCAAGUUAUUGCCAUCUACCAUCUGUCCUAGCUGCAACAAAGAAAUGUUUGAGAAGAGUUGAUGUUGUCCUGUAUGAAAGUUGUGGACUUGCCAACAUUGAGGAUGAAGAGGGUAAUCCUAUUACAGUCUACAAGAAAUGCCCAGCUGCUUCUACUUGUAAUGGUGUUUGUCUGCCAAGUUUCUCAUUCCCAGAUUAUUAUAAUCCUAAUUCUAAACCAAUCUUUGGCAAAUGUAGUGACGAUUUGAAUCCUGUCCCAGUUGAAUACUCUAAUACAAUUCUGAUCUGUAAGAAUUAUACCACUAGCAAUUGCUCUAUUUAUACAGAUUGUAUAGGAGGUCUGGAAAGUAGUGGUAUUUCACUAAAGCAAAAUCUUGACACUGGAAAGUGGCCUGGAAAUCAACCAGUCAGAUGUGAAAACUCAAAAUGUUUGAGAUUAUUUGGUAACUAUAAUGGCGAAUCAUGUGUAGACAACACUGAUUGCUACUCGAGCUAUUGUAAUACAACCUCAGGCACUUGUACUGAUUUACCAUCUGAAAUUACUUGUGGAGACACUGUCGAUUAUGACAUUUUCCCAUGCCCAAAGUAUUCAUAUUGUGCAUGUAGUAGUGAACAGAGAAGGGUCUGUAUUGAUUUCUGUAUGAGCAAAUUGAUGGAUUUGUCUAUUUGUUCGAUGAAUUAUGGCAUGUUGUCCUCAAUCUAUUAUUCACACCCACUCCAACCAGUUCAAAAUAAGCCUAUUCCUAUUAUUGACACCAAAUCGUCAAUCUUCUCCCCACUGAAUGGUAAAUGCUCAAUUCCAUUGAAUGCUUAUCUGAGUUGCAUGUAUGAAAAGCAAGUUAACAAUGGUAUCGAUGCAAGAGCUCCUUCAACCAUCAUUAAUAACCUUUCUUCACAGAAUACCAGACAUGUUGCCCAACAGAAAAGAAGUGUUCAAGAAGGAACACAAACCUCUAGAGUUGAUGUUAAUGUAGGCCUCUAUGUUUCUUCCUACAAAAAUCUUUUCCAAUCCAAUACAAUUUUAAGAGAUUUUUCCAAACUAGUUCCUCUGUAUGAUCAGACUGGUUCUUUCGAUGAAUCCACAUUUGAAAUUGGAAAUGUCAACUUGCUCAAUACAACCAGUAUGAAUGAAUUUAUUAAUGACAAUUCUGAUUUGUACCAAAUUGAUGGAUCGACAAACAUUAUCAAGAUGAGUAAUCAAGUGGUUGUGUUUUACUAUCAUAAUUUGGUUGGAAUAGUUCCUAAAUUUAAAACUUCAAACUUUACCUUCCAACUUUUGAAAACUGCACGUAUUUGCACUUGUUGUGAUCAGGCUGUCAGAAAUCUUACUAUUCGAGCAUCUAAAUCUGUUGUUGGUAUUACCCUUAAGGAUGGCAAUAGAGAAUAUCAGUAUAUUGAUACCAAAACCUCAACGAGUGACUCUUUGAGUAUUACAAAUUAUGAACCUAUUAUGGGCCACGACUCAUUCCUCAAUAGAAACUGGUACAGCUCUUGUGAUUUGAUUCUUGUAACACCAGAAGAAGUUGACACAAUGCUAUUGGCAAUUAAGAAUAAUAUUUACUUUUUAGAUAGGAAUGAAACCCUAGAUCCAAGGUCUAUAUCUGAGCUUGAUAAUAUGAAAACAUCUGACUAUGCACAAAUAUUCACAACAAAUAUUCCAACAAAGCUCAAGACAAUUCCAAGAUCGGUUCGUGUUGCAACUCUCAAGAGUGAGGAUACCUUCAACAAGGUCAAGGCUGCUGUUUUUAAAGAAAUUUACUCUGUCUUCAAUGAGUCCUUCUCCAUUGUCAAUUUAUGGACUAAUGGUACCAUUAAUUGUUCAAUUUUUGAUACUAUAUCUGUAAAGGACUAUCAUAGUUACCUUUUCGAAAUUCCACGUAUUUCAACCACAUUCAGUGAGGGAUAUAGUAGUUUCCAAGCAUCAUCUCUAUCGCUUCCUCUUACUGAAUUUGAUCAUACAAUGUUUAGGCUAUUUACAAAUGAACACAAUAGAAAUAUUUCAGUUUCCGAGCUGGUUUACCAAGAUAUUGCUCGUCCAAGCUGCUACAGCUCUUAUAAUCAAUACUUGGGUGUUUUCCACUAUAACAAUCCAACCAAAUACUGGGAUCUCACCUAUAAGGAUGCCAUGUUAUUCCUUGUCAUUAUUUUAUGUUUGGUUUUCUAUAUUGGACUUGUUGUAAAUUACAGUAUCAUGAUUGAUAAUAAUAAGGCAAUGAGAAGAAGAUUGUUUGUUCCUUUUAUUGCUCCAAUGUGCAUUAUAUUCACUUGUCUAUUCUUUUUAGAACCAAUCUUGAUGAGUGUAUUCAAGAAUGUUGGCAUGUCCUUAUUUGCGCUGAUACCAGUUCCAGACUAUUGCAUUUCACUGUUGUGUUCGAGCUAUAUUGUGGUGACUAUUAGAUUCUUCUUAUUGAGAAACUUGUAUCAAUUGAGAGAGUUCUCUCCAAUCAAACGAGAAAACAAAUCUCACACAAGUAGAAUGAAACUUUACAGAAUUGUGUCGAGACCAGAGAUUUCCUUCAUGGUUUCUGUUACACUGAGCUUGGUUCUUGCAGGAAUUUGGUAUGGAGUUUACUAUGGAAUUCUCUAUGGUGUUGUUAUUCAACGAUUCAAAAGAUUCGAGUGGUCUUUACAGUUUGAUGCAUCCCUAUUGUCGUUGGCUUCACAGUUUGGCUUUUUGAGUGUUGUGGUAAUGCUUGUAUUUGUGGUUGACAUGAUACUGAACAUUAGGACAAUCAAGGACAAGGGUUUCAGACACUAUUUCUUGUUUGAUGAUCCUUUCUAUCUCAGAAUUGAUAUUUUCACGUUGGCAGCAAUGUUCGUUACCUGCAUUGUACUCAUUCUUGAUCUGUUCAUUUGGAAUUCAUUGGUUGUUAAUAGAUUGUGUCUUGUGGCCUUCUUCUUAUGUAGCUUGUUACUUGUUGGUGGUAAUGUUAUGAUAGUUGAUAUUGCAACAUACAUUAGAAAGCUCAGAGAUACUUGUGUUGGUGAUAAUCAACCAUUGGAUGAUUUUGAGAGAUUGGAAGCUCAAUGGGAAGAAUAUUUGACAGAUAUUAAUUUUAGAUGGCUUCACCGAAAUUAUUCCAAUAACGAAUUCUCAAUUGAAAACUUUAAUCUCUAUGAGGAUUUGGAAAAAGUGAGACAAACUGGAACCUUGGACUUGGACUAUGUAACUUAUUUACAUGCUACAUAUUUUGCACCAACAUCACCAUACCCAAUCAACUUGCCUGCUCGAUGCUAUACUGAUUUUGCCAAUGCCAUGACAAAUUUAACACUCAAUCCAGAUGGUCUCUUGCCAUAUUCUGUAUUUAAGGAAAUUCAAUAUGAAGUGGUCAAGAAUAAUCUCGAUAUUUUCCAAAGACUAAUUCUCAAAGAUGAAUUUGUCAAGUGGCGAGAAACCUUUAAAUUCCAAAAGGAAAUGAAUGUACUUUCGUACACCACCUCUCCAAGUUGUGAAUAAACAAAUAAUAAUUGAUGAU